This is a messenger RNA of Bombina bombina (fire-bellied toad), 156 nucleotides long. Its product is annotated as thymosin beta-10-like. Lineage: Eukaryota; Metazoa; Chordata; Amphibia; Anura; Bombinatoridae. Gene Ontology annotation, molecular function: actin monomer binding. The record is from RefSeq and is a predicted model, not a curated record. Gene Ontology annotation, cellular component: cytoplasm. Gene Ontology annotation, biological process: actin filament organization; regulation of cell migration.
AUGGCAGAUAAACCAAAUUUGGGUGAAAUUGACACAUUCGACAAAUCUAAGCUGAAGAAAACGGAAACGCAAGAGAAGAACACACUACCCACAAAAAGACAAUUGAACAAGAAAAAAAGGCAUAAAAACGUAACUGACCCAUCUACAAACCAAUGA